Exophiala aquamarina CBS 119918 is the source of this 1977-nucleotide messenger RNA. RefSeq lists its product as uncharacterized. The coding region runs from base 1 to 1977 and encodes 658 amino acids. NCBI's taxonomy places the organism in Eukaryota, Fungi, Ascomycota, Eurotiomycetes, Chaetothyriales, Herpotrichiellaceae. Gene Ontology annotation, molecular function: sucrose alpha-glucosidase activity. The record is from RefSeq and is a predicted model, not a curated record. The transcript has a single exon. Gene Ontology annotation, biological process: sucrose catabolic process.
AUGGAUAAUAUUGCAGUUCGCACCCUAUCAUUCCAAGCACCUGGCAGCCUUGCCGAGACCCUUGCCGCACACGAGACUAGAAAAACACCUACUGACGGCACUUCCCCAGUUAGUGACGCUCAAGGAGACGAGAAUGUCACGACCGAGCGACCUGGUUCUCGAACCGUCUACGACAUUUCUUUGCCAUCAUUGCAUUUCCUUCGAUGGCGGCCGCUUUACCAUCUUCAGGCACCGAGCGGUUGGAUGAAUGAUCCUUGUGGUCCUGGAUAUGACGCAAGUACAGGGCUCUAUCACAUGUUCUUUCAGUGGAACCCUCGUCGCAAUAGUUCCGGAUCAGUCGUUUGGGGCACGGUAAGAUGGGGUCAUGCAACUUCGAAAGAUAUGUUGAAUUGGACGGUCUCAGGAACCAGCACCAUCAAGCCUGGCUCUUGGUUUGAUAAGGAGGGAUGCUUUACAGGUUGUUUUGUGCCUACAGGCCUCAGAGGAGAACCUGGGCAGCUCACUGUCUUCUAUACUGGAGUCAGCCGCUUGCCUCUGCACUAUACUAUACCUUAUGUUCGUCAGACAGAGACUCUGGCGGUUGCCACGUCGGCUGAUGGUGGGCAGUCUUGGACCAAAAUACCAGGCAAUCCAAUUCUUCCUGAGCCACCGGAAGGUCUUGCCAUUACAGGCUGGCGUGAUCCCUUUGUUGCCAGAUGGCGUUCUAUGGACGCAAUCUUGGGACGAGAUAAAGACUCGGGGGCACUUUAUGGACUUAUCUCAGGAGGCUUGAGAGACCAUGGCCCAACCGCUUUUUUGUAUGCUAUUGAUCCAACCAAUCUGAAGCAGUGGACCUACCUCAACGCCAUUGUUGACAUCGGCAUGAAUCACAACAUAUCCAGAUGGUCAGGUGACCUCGGUAUUAACUGGGAAUGUGCUUGCUUCAUGACUCUGCGUGACGAUAAAAAAGAGACGAGUCGUGAGUUUGUAGUGGUCGGAGGAGAAGGGUCGGAUACGUCGCAUCCCGAAUCCACCUUUGCAGCAUACCCUCAAGAAAGCACAACAUUUCCACGUUGGGAACGAUCGCUGCAAUGGAUGUGUGGAACUCUGGGUACACGCACGAAUGCGGCGGGGCAAAGUGUGCCAAAAAUGGAAUAUUCUUUUGGUGGCCGUUUCGAUCACGGUAUGAUGUAUGCAGUCAACAUCUUCCGUGACCCUCUCACCUCAAACCAGCUCGCCUGGGGUUGGAUUACAGAGGAAGAUCUACCACAGAAGCUAGUGGACCGACAAAAUUGGAGUGGCAUGCUCGGCCUUCCUCGAGAGUUGUCCUUGACAACUCUGAGAGGUGUAACUGGUGCCUUCAAGUCGAAGCUCAAGGAGAUCACAUCAAUUGAAGCCACACCGGAUGUUCAAAAUACCUUCACUGUCAGGACAUUGGGGAUUUCUCCGGCCAGCUGUCUUCAAGGCUUGCGAAAGGAUACGCGCCAAGUGGUGAUCCAAGGCUCGCCUGAUCUUACUCCUCGAGGAGAGUGUUUCAUGGAUGUUCAAACAUGCCGAUUCGAGUUAACAGCAUUGAUGGAAGUGUCAUCUAAGUGUUCGCGUAUUGGAGUCAGCAUAUUUCAUACCGAGGAUCAUGAGAUGGCAUCUCGUACCAUGGUGUAUCUUAUGCCUGUAAUAGAGACAUUGAAAGUCGAGCGACCGCAUUCAAGCGAGAUUGAUCCCGGUAUUUUGACCUUCCCGGAGACAGCCCCGUUUACCUUAUUCUCCUUUCAGGAGCAAGGCGGUCAGAGCAGGGAGCUGUUUGAGCUCCGUCUUUUCUUUGAUGAGUCGGUACUAGAAAUUUUUGCAAACUCACGAUGUACCAUUGCUACCAGGGUCUACCCAGCAAGUAAACGAUGCUGGGGAAUCCGGUUCUGGGCUGAAGACGAAUCCGAACAAAGCAGGCUGGUUCACGCCCAAGCUUGGGAUGGUAUAAGAGCAGAUAUUCAUGUUGAGUAG